AUGCACCUACUCCAGUGUUUCAGCGAUCCUUGCUGCAAUCGAAGCGUUUUCUCGUGUUUUACCUGGACUUGUCCUGAUGACAAUGACAAAGGCAAUGACAAAGGCAAUGGCAAUGACAAUGAAUAUGGACAGAGAAAUCCUGAUUUAGGGUUGUUUGGUGCUGAAAGUACCUAUCUUAAGUCUGAAGCAAAGAGCACUCCUCCCUUUAUUAAUAGUAUUAGAAUUCCUGAAGGACCCUACAUUGUGGCAGGAGUCAACAGCUCUGAACGAGUACUCAUACCGGAUACCAGCCCACCAUUGCUUGCAGCAGACCCAUACAUGGACUUGUACAAUUCAACACAAUCACAAUCACAAUCACAAACCAAUUGCCCACAUGCUCAGCCUGAUCUCAAGAGAUGGCACGACCCAAACACAUGGGGACAACUGGGCAUCCCUCAGGCUGGACGAUCCGUUACUAUUCCUCAAAACACAAAAGUAUGGAUUGAUCUCACCAUUCCAUACACUCUCAGGUUCAUUACUGUGCCUUCCACAUCACAACUCAUCAUCGGACCCAAUCCACAAUAUGAUGCACGUACAGAAUAUACAGAUGGAACAGGAAUACACAUUCAAGCACACGGAAUACAAGUUUUUGGACAUUUGAUUGUGGGGGCCCAAACUUGCCCCUCGCUAACACCCGUCACCAUCACCCUUCAUGGAAACAGACCCGGGCAUACCGUUGUACCCCCACCAGCCGAACACAUCAAGGGAAUCUCUGUCAAGGGAGGAACUCUCAGUCUACAUGGAAAACGAUACUACCACACAUGGGCAAGGCUCGCAAAGACCGUAGAAAUAGGAACCAACACAAUACUUAUACAGCAACCCGUAAACUGGGAUACAGGAAGCAAAAUCGUACUCGUCACCACCGCCAUGAAAGACUCCAGAGAGUGGCAUCAAAAUGAAGUACUCACUGUCCACCAAGUAUACAACAAUCCAAAUCAAAUGCUGGGGGCACUAGUUAUUGUCCAAGAAAACACACAAUACAGACACAUUGCAAACUCGGCAUAUCAGGGAGAAGUGGCACUCUUGUCAAGAACAAUCACUAUUCAGGGAGCACCUCACGAUUCCGAACCAACGGACCCUGAUCCACUCACUUGCCACAGCAAUCACCACAAUUGGUGGGGAAGUACUCACAUGCCCUGCGCAAACAAAGAAAUCACCGGAUACGGGGGACAUGUCAUGAUCUGGCACGGUGGAAAGGCAUUCGUUGACGGGGUACAACUAUACAGAAUGGGACAGACAAAUGUCCUCGGAAGGUACCCCAUGCACUUUCAUUUACUUGGGGAUCAUUGCUCAACUUGCUACUUCAAGAGUAGCACCAUCUGGCGCAGCUUCUAUCGAUGCAUAUCCAUACAUGCCACAAACCAAAUCACCGUACAAGAAAAUGUGGCAUACGAUGUCACUGGAUAUUGCUAUUAUCUAGAAGAUGGAGUCGAACAGAAUAAUACUAUUGCAUACAACCUGGCAGCUCAUGUACACAUCAUUGGGGAACCUGCCUGGGGAACCGGACAAAAAAUUGAACCAGUCGUCGAAAGAGACGAUCUCAUCUUGCCCGCCGAUAUCACAGCGUCUGGAUUUUAUAUUACCAACGUGCACAACCGAAUCGUUGGCAACGCUGCAAGUGGGGGAUGGGCUGGAUUUGCUUUUCCAAAUCUUCCGCAGGCACUGCAAACUCAUCGGCAACUCAACUUUCGGCCUUCCAUCGUCACAUCGUUGGAAAUUGAUGGGAACACGGCGCAUUCCACUGGGUGGUGGUGGGAUCAUGCCGGGGGAUUCUACUUUGGAGGUGUUUUGUACUACAACAGCCAAGACAAGCUCGAAUACAAUGCCGGUCGAGAUUGGAACUUUACGGAUCACGGCCGAUGGCCUUGCAAAAUCAACAGCUGCGAAUUGUUGAGCGCAUGUUACAAGUGCAACUAUAAUGAUCAAGCUUGGAAUCGGGUCUCAAACAGCAAAGUUUUCCUGGUUCCUGGUGUCGCAUACAAUUCAUGGCAUGGACGCAUGGAAGUGGAAGGAAUCGAAGCACACGACGUUGGGUUGGCUCUGGAGUCUCUCUCCAACGGAUUCUGGCUGAAAGAUAUGUUAGCUGUUUGCCGGACUGGUGAGCCAAUCGCAAUGCCCCCGGGAGCAUCCAUGACGAGAGUUCGAGGAGAUGGAUUCUUUUGGUACGAUACCAAUCAGGAGCACAUCAUAACAGACUCGACGUUCCGCAAUUGUGGAUACAGGAGCCUACAAUACGACCAGUACGAUGCCUCGCCAGACAGAGGAUGCAGCAACGAUCCAUACAGUGGAUGCAGCAGCCAGUCAUCCGUAUUUGGAUUUCGGGUGCACUCAGAUCAACACACUCCCGAAGUGAUGCAGGGAACCAAAAACAUCACAUUUGAAAAUUGUGGACGCCGAUUCUAUCUUUUCAACUUCCUUGGAACGGAUGCGCCCAUCACAGUAUCUGGCAGAGGCCAGGGAUGGCUUGAUGUUGAUGGAAGCGCUGCCAAUACAGGUUUUCCGACGUUAAUUGGAUCUGGAUUCGGCGAUGUCAAGGAUUGGUGGGGAGUGGACGAUGAAGUCGUGUACGAUCCACAGGGUCCUCUGCGCUUUGUGCGACAACAGCGGGAACGGGGAAUUGGCCAUAUCAGUCUCAGUUGGGCUGGGUUGAUCCAUGAUCAGGUAGGAGACGAGCUUUGUGGUAACGGCAACGGCGCUUCAUGCCCUCGAGUGGGAACUAUCAGGCACAUGGGACCCAAGUUCAGCCCCCAUGCAGGGAACGCAGAGGCGAUGGUGGUGACAGCAAAUGCAGAUAUUGUCGGCCCUGUGGGUGGAUUUGGAUGGCUUCUCGAGUUGGAUGAAGGGGCUCCCAAAACGCUGCGUGUGGACAUUCCAGAGAUCAUGCCGGAUACACCGCUUCUGCUAAGUAUUGCCUACCCCCUUGGAACCUCAGUUAACAUCACUCAGCAUGCAGCUAGAUGGUGUCGUGCAAACAGCGAGUUCUCAUGCUCCGAGCCAUUUUCCUCUGUCGACUCGGUCGCAGAAGUCCGUAAUGGUCUGGGCAAUACGUAUCAUUUGGGCAGCGAUGGUUUGCUUACUUUGAGAAUCAUUCAAGGUCCGCGCGACUUUGUGGGUCGUCCUGAUUGGUUCCUUCCGUCGUACGACGACCCCGGACGAAAUGGCGGAUUCGCCUGGGCCCGGUUCGAACGCGGAGGGGUGAUUUUGCCCUUGGUUCAAACUGGCCCUCACCUGCUCAUCGAAGCAGACUGCGAAGUUGGGGAGACUAGAAGUGCGUAUUGUCGGGAUUACCCGUCUCGAUUGGACCCUGACGUGUGCCCCACAGGUUACAAUCAAACUGCUUUUGAUGCUUGCUGUCGCACGAGUGAUGGCCGUAGCGGCACUGAGUGUGUUUAUGCGUCGGGGCCAUCAGAGGAGGAGGAACCGUAG
Messenger RNA from Seminavis robusta, 3465 nucleotides. Lineage: Eukaryota; Bacillariophyta; Bacillariophyceae; Naviculales; Naviculaceae. The record is from the annotation of a GenBank genome assembly.